Messenger RNA from Perognathus longimembris pacificus (Pacific pocket mouse), 339 nucleotides. RefSeq names its product urocortin 2 (gene Ucn2). Gene Ontology annotation, biological process: adenylate cyclase-activating G protein-coupled receptor signaling pathway; digestion; cellular response to nutrient levels. The transcript has a single exon. The record is from RefSeq and is a predicted model, not a curated record. NCBI's taxonomy places the organism in Eukaryota, Metazoa, Chordata, Mammalia, Rodentia, Heteromyidae. Gene Ontology annotation, cellular component: extracellular region. Gene Ontology annotation, molecular function: hormone activity; corticotropin-releasing hormone receptor 2 binding. The coding region runs from base 1 to 339 and encodes 112 amino acids.
AUGACCACACGCGUGCCACUGGUGCUGAUGGUUGUGUGGCUAGGCAGGGUGCUGGCCGUCCCAACAAACCCCAUCCCAGCCUUCCAACUUCCCUCAGAGAACGCUCCCCCGACCACUCCCUCUCCUGCCACCUCGAAGAGUCCCUCCAUGAUCACCAAGGGCCCCUCGAUUUCCUGGAAUCAUCCUGGUCCUGGCCCCCGCCUUGGCCCCCGCAUGACCCUCUCGCUGGAUGUCCCCCUGGGGCUCCUGCAGAUUUUACUGGAGCAAGCCCAGAGCCGGGCUGCCAGAGAGCGAGCGGCUGCCAAUGCCCGCAUUCUGGCCAGGGUUGGCCGCCGCUAA